CGCAGCUGAACGGCCGCCCCCGGGCGGGGGGAUCCGCUCGCUCUUCGCAUGUCCGCGGCGCCCGGGAAGUCGGAUGUGUACGGCCUUCCUCCCCCUCCUCCUCUCCUCCAUGGCCGUCGUGCUCCGGCUUCUCGGCCUCUCCGGGAGCGCUCCGAGCCCGGCGGGCAGCAGCGCCAGCACCGCACGUCGCGAUCGCCGUAGCGAGGCACGGCACGGCUCGUCCCAGUGACCGCGCCCCAGCCCGGCCAUGUACCCCCAGGGCCGGCACCCGGCUCCGCACCAGCCGGGCCAACCGGGCUUCAAAUUCACCGUGGCCGAGUCCUGCGACCGGAUCAAGGACGAGUUCCAGUUCCUGCAGGCCCAGUACCACAGCCUCAAAGUGGAGUAUGACAAGCUGGCGAACGAGAAGACCGAAAUGCAGCGCCAUUACGUUAUGUACUACGAAAUGUCCUACGGUUUGAACAUUGAAAUGCACAAACAGACAGAAAUUGCUAAAAGACUGAAUACAAUUUUAGCCCAGAUCAUGCCUUUUCUGUCACAAGAGCACCAACAGCAAGUGGCACAGGCUGUUGAACGUGCCAAGCAAGUGACAAUGACGGAGUUGAAUGCUAUCAUCGGGGUACGUGGACUUCCCAAUCUGCCUCUCACCCAGCAGCAGCUCCAGGCCCAGCACCUCUCCCACGCCGCCCACGGGCCCCCGGUCCAGCUGCCGCCGCAUCCCUCGGGGCUCCAACCGCCGGGAAUUCCGCCGGUCACCGGCACCAGCUCAGGGCUGCUGGCCCUCGGAGCCCUGGGCAGCCAGGCCCACCUUGCUGUCAAGGAUGAGAAGAACCACCAUGACCUGGACCACAGAGAGCGAGACUCAAGUGCAAAUAAUUCCGUGUCGCCCUCGGAGAGCCUGAGAGCCAGCGAGAAGCACCGGAGCUCCACGGAUUACAGCAUCGACUCCAAGAAGCGGAAAGCGGAGGAGAAGGACAGCAUGAGCCGAUAUGACAGCGAUGGUGACAAGAGCGAUGACCUGGUCGUCGACGUCUCCAACGAGGAUCCCGCCACCCCCCGGGUCAGCCCGGCCCACUCGCCCCCGGAGAACGGCCUGGACAAAGCCCGUGGGCUGAAGAAGGGGGACGCUCCCAACAGCCCGGCCUCGGUCGCCUCCUCCAGCAGCACUCCCUCCUCCAAGACUAAAGACCUGGGCCACAACGACAAGUCGUCGACGCCCGGGCUCAAGUCGAACACUCCGACGCCGCGGAACGACGCGCCCACCCCGGGCACCAGCAGCACCCCGGGGCUGCGGCCCAUGCCCGGCAAACCCACCGGCAUGGACCCCCUGGCCUCGGCCCUGCGCACGCCCAUCUCCAUCGCGGGCUCCUACGCCGCCCCCUUCGCCAUGAUGGGGCACCACGAGAUGAACGGGUCCCUCACCAGCCCCGGCGCCUACGCGGGGCUGCACAACCUCCCCCCGCAGAUGAGCGCGGCCGCCGCCGCCGCCGCCGCCUACGGCCGGUCACCAAUGGUGAGCUUUGGAGCUGUUGGUUUUGACCCACACCCACCCAUGCGAGCCCCUGGCCUGCCCUCCAGCCUGGCCUCCAUCCCCGGGGGGAAACCAGCCUACUCGUUCCACGUGAGCGCCGACGGGCAGAUGCAGCCGGUGCCGUUCCCGCACGACGCGCUGGCGGGGCCCGGCAUCCCCCGGCACGCGCGGCAGAUCAACACGCUGAGCCACGGCGAGGUGGUGUGCGCCGUCACCAUCAGCAACCCCACCCGGCACGUCUACACCGGCGGCAAGGGCUGCGUCAAGAUCUGGGACAUCAGCCAGCCCGGCAGCAAGAGCCCCAUCUCCCAGCUCGACUGCCUGAACAGGGAUAACUACAUCCGCUCCUGCAAGCUGCUCCCGGACGGCCGCACGCUGAUCGUGGGGGGCGAGGCCAGCACGCUGACCAUCUGGGACCUGGCGUCGCCCACGCCCCGCAUCAAGGCCGAGCUCACCUCCUCGGCCCCCGCCUGCUACGCCCUGGCCAUCAGCCCCGACGCCAAAGUCUGCUUCUCCUGCUGCAGCGACGGCAACAUCGCCGUGUGGGACCUGCACAACCAGACCCUCGUCAGGCAAUUCCAAGGCCACACAGACGGUGCCAGCUGCAUAGACAUCUCCCACGAUGGUACGAAGUUGUGGACGGGGGGCCUGGACAACACGGUGCGUUCCUGGGACCUGCGGGAAGGGCGGCAGCUCCAGCAGCACGACUUCACCUCCCAGAUCUUCUCCCUGGGGUACUGCCCGACGGGCGAGUGGCUGGCAGUGGGCAUGGAGAGCAGCAACGUGGAGGUGCUGCACCACACCAAGCCCGACAAGUACCAGCUGCACCUCCACGAGAGCUGCGUCCUCUCCCUCAAGUUUGCCUACUGCGGGAAAUGGUUUGUGAGCACUGGGAAAGACAACCUGCUCAACGCCUGGAGGACGCCCUACGGAGCGAGCAUCUUCCAGUCCAAGGAAUCCUCGUCCGUCUUAAGUUGUGACAUUUCAGCGGACGACAAGUACAUCGUCACGGGCUCUGGUGACAAGAAGGCCACAGUCUACGAGGUCAUCUACUGAGCGUGGAGUUUCUGGGAGGGCUGGCAGCUCCCGGCCCCGCAGGACUCGGGAAGCAGCGGGGGAUGUCACGGGGUGGCCCAGGGACCGUGCCCGCUCCGAGGGGGCUCUGCCCGGCGUCCGCCACACACGGAUUUAUUUGGAGAUCUGCGACUCUGGCACACGUUGGAGCCCUUAAACGGAUGUUUCUUUGGUUUUUAGGGUCGUGGGGUUUCUUUUGAUUUUUUUUUUUUUAAAUUUUUUUUUUGUUUUUUUUUUUUGGUUUCCCAGUUCUUUCCGUCUGCGCUUUUGGUGGCACUAUAAAGGACUCCUUUUUUUUAUCGUGACUUUUUUGUUUUGUUUUGUUUUGUGCAGCCUUGCAUAAGACUUGUGAAAAGUGUAAAUACCGGACUAGUAAAUAGCGUUGAAGGGGGGGGUCCCUCCCGGUACACUAGUUGUGUAUUUUUCGUCUGCUGUAAUUGUAUUCCACUGAUGGUUUUGGUGGUGGCAAUUUUAUUAUGGGUUUUUUUGGUGGUGUUUUGGUUUUUUUUUUUUAUUUUUUUUUUUUUGUUUGUUUUUUUUUUUUUUUUUUACUCCUUCCCUCCCUGCCCCCUCUGGAAGUGUCCGUGGGGAUGUGACUGUGCCGUGCAGGCUGAGAGGAGCUGUCCAGUGGUGCAAAGUUGUCCCUCCUGCUGUCCCCGUGCGUCGUUGGGUGUGUUUAGUGACAGUGGGACGCCGCUGGAAUCCCGGGAGCGCUCGGAGAUCCUCAGCUGCUGACAGGACAUCAACACAAGUCACCUGGUUGGGUUUGGGGUUUUUUUGGGGGGUUGUUUUUUUUUUUUUUGGUUUGUUGUUUUUUGGGUUUUUUUUUUUUUAUAUAUAUGGAUUUAUCCUUAUUUUUUUCCGUGCUUGGAUGUUUGAAGCAAAAGGGGAAGCCCACGCUGCGGGACCGUCUGCGCAAAGCCCUUCUUGGUCUUCGGACAGAAGCAAUGAGGAGUGAUUUCAAAGAAAGCUUAGAAAAUUCAGCUCAGGGAGCCACGAAAGAUAAAGCAACUUAUGUGUUUUGUAUUCAAAUGAAAGUAAAGAAUUAGAAUUGAUAACCUUUAAAGAAAAAAAAAAAAGAAAAAAAUACAGAUUUUUUUUUUUUGUUUCUUUUUUUUUUUUGUUUUGGUUUUUUUUGGGGUUUUUUUUUUGUUUUGUUUUUUUUUUAAGAAGCAAAAAGUUUACUAACAAGUAGGGUUUGUGUGUGGUGGGGGGGCCGGGGCUGGUUGUGGUCCUGUGGGCUUUAUGGUCUUGUGUCUUCUGGUCUUUUGGAGCAAUCCCCUCCCCCCACAGGCCUGUGUCAGCCUUUUGUACUAAAGGGUUAAAAAAAGGACAGAAAAAAAAAAAAAGGACAAAAAACAACAAAAAAAAGACCUAACGGGCAAAUAAAAGUAUUUGUGUAGCAGAAGUGCUCACCCUGUAUUGUAGCAUAUGGAAGAGGAUUUUUAUACGACAUUUUUAUGGAUUAUUUUUUGCGAUUUGAAUCUGGUCCAAAAUUAAUAAUGGUUAGGGUUAUGGGGAGAAUGGUUUGGAGAGGGGGGAGAGGAGGAUGGAGAGUUGGUACCUGGCAUUGCAUCCCUCUGAGGAGCCUCUCUCCCAGCCCUGCAGCUGCUCCACGUGUGGACAGUUGAGCUGGGGUUGGAAGGAGGAGAGAUCUCAUGGGAAAUCAUUGUUUUUCCCAUCAAAAUAAGAGGUUUUUGAGAUUUUUAGCCCUUUUCAAAGUAAAAAUAAGGGAAGGACCCAGGCACAGGGUGUGUGUGGUGUGUGGGAUCAGUUUUGGGCGCUGAUGAUCCAGCAAAGGAAAAAUCAAGUUCUUUAAAGCUGCGUUUAGGGCGAGUGAUUUUAGGGUGGUUUGGCUCAGAUUAAUGACUCUGAAGGUGCCCCCGGUGCCAACAGGAGGGGUUCAGUGGUGCCCCAGGUGUGUUUUGGGGCUCAGGUUGAUCCUGGGGCUGGUUGGGAUCUGUGGGGGUGGCUCUGUCCAUUCCCCUGUGCCCCCAGACCUGGGCACAGCAUCCCCUCUCCGUGGCCUUCGGGGCAUCCCCGUCUGCACAGAUGGGAUGUGUUGGAAAGGCUUGGGGGGCUCUGACCUGCUCCCAGGGCAAAACCCUCCAGCAGUGGGGUCACCCCCAGCUUUGUGUCCCCCCGAGUCACUGGUUUGCAGGUUGGUGCUUGGUUUUCCUCCCCGAAAUAACGAGAAUAAAAUCCAGGAACUGCAUGUACCGGAGCUGGCCGAGCGUUCCGGAGUCAGGCUCUCAACUUUACACCAAAGUAUGUAGCAGAAUCUGUACAGCUGUUAAUAACUACCACUGGUUUUUGUAAAAAAGGGCGAAAAAGAGAAAAAAAAAAAA
Chiroxiphia lanceolata (lance-tailed manakin) is the source of this 4953-nucleotide messenger RNA. RefSeq names its product TLE family member 3, transcriptional corepressor (gene TLE3). Gene Ontology annotation, molecular function: protein binding; transcription corepressor activity. Lineage: Eukaryota; Metazoa; Chordata; Aves; Passeriformes; Pipridae. Gene Ontology annotation, cellular component: nucleus; transcription regulator complex. The record is from RefSeq and is a predicted model, not a curated record. Gene Ontology annotation, biological process: negative regulation of canonical Wnt signaling pathway; regulation of DNA-templated transcription. The transcript has 21 exons. The coding region runs from base 248 to 2587 and encodes 779 amino acids.